This is a messenger RNA of Thermothielavioides terrestris NRRL 8126, 1560 nucleotides long. RefSeq lists its product as uncharacterized. Gene Ontology annotation, biological process: ceramide biosynthetic process; sphingosine biosynthetic process. Lineage: Eukaryota; Fungi; Ascomycota; Sordariomycetes; Sordariales; Chaetomiaceae. Bases 1 to 1560 code for a protein of 519 amino acids. Gene Ontology annotation, cellular component: endoplasmic reticulum. The transcript is spliced from 5 exons. The record is from RefSeq and is a predicted model, not a curated record. Gene Ontology annotation, molecular function: serine C-palmitoyltransferase activity; pyridoxal phosphate binding.
AUGGAUCUGCACGAGGUGCAGUCGCACCUCCAUGAAUGGCUCCAGGAGGCCGCCGUCGCCUUCCAGAAGGUGCCCGGCUCGGCCGUCCUCAUCCGCUACGUCCGCUCGAGCUACCAGAACGACCCCGUGCGCUCCGCGAUCGAGCUGGUGCUGUUCAUUUUCUUCAUCCGCUACCUCCUGUCGCCGAGCUACUCGACGUCGAAGCAGAACUACGUCAAGUUUACCGAGGCUGAAAUCGACGAGCUGGUAGAGGAAUGGACGCCCGAGCCAUUGGUGGCCGCGCCGACCGCACAGGCCGAGGCAGACUUGGAGAAGGUGCCUGUGAUCGUUGGCCCUACCGGCCCCAAAUCGAGGCUCGCUAACGGCAAGACGGUCACGAACCUCGCGUCGUACAACUUCUACAACUUCAACGCCAACGAGCAGAUCAAGGAGAAGGCCAUCCAGACCCUGCGUGUCUACGGCGUCGGCCCCUGCGGCCCGCCUAAUUUCUACGCCACGCAGGACGUGCACAUGAAGCUCGAAGCCGACAUCGCCUCGUACUUGGGCACCGAGGGGUGCAUCAUCUAUGCGCACGCCUUCUCGACCAUCACCAGCGUGAUCCCGACGUUCUGCAAGAGAGGGGACAUCAUCGUUGCCGACAGGGGCGUCAACUACUCGAUCCGGCGCGGCAUUGAGGUGUCGCGGAGCACCAUCAAGUGGUACAACCAUAAUGACCUGGAGGAUCUGGAGAGGGUGAUGCGCAAGAUCGUGCAGGAGCAGGCUGGCAAGAAGCUGACGCGCCGCUUUAUCGUGACCGAGGGGCUGUUCGAGAUGACGGGCGACAUGAAUGACCUGCCGAAGCUGCUCGAGCUUAAGGAGAAGUACAAGUUCCGCAUCAUCCUCGACGAGAGCUCUUCCUUCGGCGUGCUCGGCCGCACCGGCCGCGGGUUGACCGAGGCGCAAAACGUGGAUCCCACGCAAGUCGACAUGAUCGUGGGGUCCCUCGCCGGCCCGCUCUGCGCCGGUGGCGGCUUUUGCGCGGGGAGCCGGGCCAUGGUGGAGCACCAGCGCAUCACAUCGACCGCGUACACCUUCUCGGCUGCCCUGCCCGCUAUGCUCGCCGUCACGGCCAGCGAGAGCCUGAACCUGCUACAGUCGAACCCCGAGAUCCUGCAGCAGUGCCGCGAGAACAUCCGGCUCAUGCGCGCCCAGCUCGACCCCCGGAGCGACUGGGUGACGUGCACCAGUGCGCCGGAGAAUCCUGUCAUGAUCUUGGUGCUGAAGCCCGAGGUUGUCAAGGCUCGGAGGCUGAGCAUCGAGGACCAGGAGCGGCUGUUGCAGGAGUGCGUCGACGAGGCGCUCGCCAACGGCGUGCUCAUCACCAAGCUCAAAUGCGCACCAGUUUCGAACCACACCAGCAUCAAGGACGGCGUCUGGACGGUCACCCCGGCGCUGAAGGUGUGCGUCUCGUCCGGGCUGUCCAAAAAGGACGUCGAGAAGGCCGGCGUCACUAUCCGGCACGCCGUCACCAAGGUUAUGACGCGCAAGACGAAUAACAAGCUCAACCUGCCGGCUGCGUGA